ACCAUGCUAUAGAUAUGAUCACAUCUAUGGGCAGAGUGAGUAACAAUAGUGGAAUAGUGGAGCCACUCAAACACACUGUCCUGAAAUCCUAUUAUGUCACUUGAGAUAUAUUGCAUAAAAUAACAUAUCAUAGGCUAAGUAUGGCAGGGUUGAAACAUGGGUUUGAUAGGCAUCUGUAAGCCACCCUAGGACACUCAACUGUUUAUUUCUCUUCAUUUAACAUGAGGUGGUGCCCCUAAAGCCACAAAAUGGUUUUGUUUUUGUCAUUCUUCCAAGACAAUUAUUUGCAUGGUUUUAUGCAAAGAUCUAAUUUCACCAUGAUAAGUCGACUAAUUGCUGUGGCAAGCCUCAACCUGCAGUUUACUUCCGAGCAUGGAUCUUCAGCAGUAAGACCCUGAGAUGAUCAAGUUGCUUUGUAAAUCACCACAUUUAGAGUAAAGUUCUCCAUCCCUUUCAUCCGGCUACUUCCCCCUCAGACUCUCCUUCCCCUCAUUUUCUACGCAGAAUAAUUCUAAAGAAGACAAUAUUGAGCACAUUUUGUUUGUGCUCAGCGGCCCUGAAUAACGCGGUCAUUAUGGCGGUGAAAGCGACAGGUUUGGAGUUUGAUUUCAUGAUGGUAAUAUAGUCCAUGCGUGUAGGAGAAAGAAAGCCCUAAAUGGGGACAUCUGUUCAAUGUGACGUACAGUUAGUGGGGAGAUAGGCGAUCAGAAAGAACAACCUGUGCCCGGCCUCACCAUAUGAACUCAGGCCAACCCACCCUCACUGUGACUGGAAGGUUUAUGGGAGAGAGUCUGUGCGCACAAAUUGCCGACAAAGGGAAUUGUUUUAAUUGUAAAAUCCGGAUGGGUAAAACCACCCUAGUAAACAUGUGAAAGUCAACUGACCAUUUGGAAGUGUCCAAUCUCUCUCUACCAUCAAUGAUGUAGUUGUCCAUCAGUGACAUGUUGAAACAUGUUGCAUGGGGAACUGUGAUCUUGCUGACCUAUCAAAUCAGCCUGCUUGAUAAUACAACCCAGCAAUUUGUCAAUGUGACAUACCAUGGUUUCCACACAUGGGGACUUGUUUAUAAAGAUAACCUCUCCAUCUUUCUCCAUCAUAGAAAAACGCAGCAUCACAUGUUUGCAUCCCUUAUGUUAGCUCUCAUACCUACCUGGGAUAUUUAGGUAAGCACGUGACUGCGCAACCUUGUCAGUUGGCUUGAACACAUGUUGUGAUUAGACCACCGGUGGACGAGCAAGCCUCUCUCUCCUCAGUUAUUCCUAAUUAAACGCAAUUCCCAAAGUACCAUUUAUCUUGCAGGAGACAGGGUCUACUGUUGUACCGCCUGCGGGUGGAGGGGAUGCAGCGCUGCGCUCAGCCUCGAGCACUACAGACAGAAACAUCGAGGGUCAAUCGAUAUCAAUAUGGCGCCGAGUGGAGCACGGAGGAGCCGAGGCUAGGAUCGACUCCUUUAGCCAUGUUGGCUGCGACAUGCAACAAGAUAGGGAGUCCGAGCCCAUCACCAUCCUCCAUUUCGGAUAAUUCUUCAUCUUUUGGGAAAGGCUUCCACCCGUGGAAGCGAGCCACCGCCAGCAGCUGCAGCCUUGGGUCCGGCCUGUCCGGUUUUGGAGUGUCCCGUAACGGAGCUGGUCUAUCGGACUCGUUUGGCACCAACAGCUCGCCCGGAUCCAGUGCCUUCUCCCUAACGUCCGGCAACUCAUCCACGCCGCACUUUGGAAACGACUAUUCUGUAUUUCAGGCCUCCGUUACAAACAGUUCUCAAGAACCCAGCCAUCAGCCCGUCUUCAUUUCCAAGGUUCACUCCUCAGUGGACAGUCUGCAAGGCAUCUACCCGAGAAUGAGCGUUGCACAUCCGUACGAGUCCUGGUUCAAGUCGUCCCAUCAUGGUAUCCCCACAGGAGAGGUUGGCACCACCGGCGCGUCUGCAUGGUGGGAUGUGGGAGCGGGUUGGAUUGAUGUUCAGAACCCGAGUGGAUCAGCUCUACAGUCCUCGUUGCACUCCGGUGGACUCCAGACAUCGUUACACUCUCCUUUAGGGGGCUACAAUUCCGAUUACUCCAGCCUAAGUCACUCAGCUUUCAGUACAAGUCCCUCUCCACACCUUUUGACAACCGGACAACACCUGAUGGACGGUUACAAGCCGGUGUUAUCCUCUUAUCCGGACUCCAGUCCGUCUCCAUUAGGCGGAGCAGGGGGGAAUAUGUUAUCUGGGGGGCCAACGGCCUCUCUAGCGGGGUCUCCCCGGUCCUCCGCACGGCGCUACUCUGGCAGAGCCACCUGCGACUGUCCCAACUGUCAGGAGUCGGAAAGGCUGGGGCCGGCAGGAGCAAGUCUGCGGAGGAAAGGGCUCCAUAGCUGUCACAUUCCGGGCUGUGGAAAGGUUUACGGCAAAACGUCGCACCUCAAGGCGCACUUGAGGUGGCACACCGGAGAGAGACCGUUUGUGUGUAACUGGCUGUUUUGCGGGAAGAGGUUUACGCGCUCUGAUGAGCUCCAGCGACACUUGCGCACGCACACCGGGGAGAAAAGAUUCGCCUGUCCGGUCUGCAACAAGAGGUUUAUGCGGAGCGACCAUCUGAGUAAACACGUAAAGACUCACAGCGCCGGGGGCUCCGCCGGGUCUGGCUCUGGCAGCGGGGGAAAGAGGGGAAGCGACACCGACAGUGAGCACAGUGCACCGGGGAGCCCUCGAUGCCAUUCCCCCGACCUGUUGCAAGCUCCCGAAUCUACCCCGGGAACGGGAAACGAACGGCCUUUCUAAACUCUCUCGACUAAGUAUAAUAUCUGAGAAAAACAUAUGAUCUGAGGGAAAUGGCUAAACUACAGUGGACAUACGUCGAGUAUGCGUAAUUAUGCUAAUGUGUGCAAGUUGAGUUAAUCAAGUGAUUUAGACUACUGAUCAAAUGAUAUCUCCUAGUAGCCUAUUGAUGACGUGGGUGUACAGGUCAAAUACAGUACUGGUAAAGUAAUCCUGAAGGCACACUGGAACACUGGGGCACAAUGUAAACACAUCAGUGUUCUUCUAACGCACAGACUGAUCCAACCGGGGAGGCCUAUACUUUGGUGUAUGUACCCUUUUGAGUGUUUUUACGCAACAUGGUUAUUACAUGGGUAUUACAAUAAGCAAGAAAUAGACAACGUUGUUCUAUCACUUGGUGAUAAUAUGUGUCCUGCAAUAUCGUGUUACUGCUGUGCUGACGUACUUUUAUUCAAAACCAAACUGUGGCACUUUAUUAGCCUGUUGAACACUGAGAUGAUCAGUACGCGUCCUUUUCGACGGCUCCUUUGUAAGGACAAAUCACUGUAGCUAAACAGCGGUGAUUCACGUUUUCUUUAUGUCCUGAUCUACCCUAUCGAACACAUCACCUGUUUAUUAUUAAUAAUGGCGGAAAGUUAUAUCACCUGUUGGUCAAACGCUCCACGGAUACUAUCAGAAAGAGCCUGUCCAAGUUUGUAAUGAAUACUUACAUUUCACGUCACUGCAAGGCUGUAUAUAAUGAGAAAUGUAAUAGCCUAGAAAAUUAUUCCGCACCAAUGUAAAGGUGAGUUAUGUAUUUGUCCAUGAGACGAUUUUGUAUAGUCAUUUCUAGUUGUACAUUUGGCUCUAGUAAAUAUCUGAACAUGUACGGAAGUGUAUUUUGACAUUAUUGUUUUAUUUUGUUUUGUUUGUUUGUCAGGAUAUAAAAAAUGUUAUUGUGGGGAGUUAUAUUUAACCACGAGUUUUACUUGUAUUUCUGAGUCUUUUAAUAGACGCACUUUGAAUUUAUUUGUAAGAAGAUUUCGAAAUCAUUCACUGUUUAUUAUUCUCAUCUUUUAAUUUAAGUAAGCAUGUUGUAAAGUGACGUUAAAUUCACAAGCAUCAUUUCUCAGAGACUGGCUUUCUAAUUUAAGCCACUCAAUAAAGUCGGUAUGGAUUCAGAAUCAA
Messenger RNA from Oncorhynchus tshawytscha (Chinook salmon), 3925 nucleotides. RefSeq names its product sp8 transcription factor b (gene sp8b). Lineage: Eukaryota; Metazoa; Chordata; Actinopteri; Salmoniformes; Salmonidae. The record is from RefSeq and is a predicted model, not a curated record. Gene Ontology annotation, molecular function: RNA polymerase II cis-regulatory region sequence-specific DNA binding; DNA-binding transcription factor activity, RNA polymerase II-specific. Gene Ontology annotation, biological process: regulation of transcription by RNA polymerase II. Bases 1340 to 2761 code for a protein of 473 amino acids. The transcript is spliced from 2 exons.